AAUUGCUAUUAAGUAACCAUUUAGUAUGUGUACAGAAUGUUCCUCUAACACGAAGUCCUGAUAGAUGCCCAGAAACAUAAGUAAAUGGAUAGUCCCAAAAUAUAAACAUGAACUGUCCAUUAGUGUCCAUAUCAAAGGUCACCUAAUGAGUGGAAUACAUCUUUAGGAACUCUAUAAUAAAAAUAUGGAUUUAACACUGAACUUUAUAAAUUUUACAUUAAUAUUGAACUUUUUACAUUUAAUAUUUUUUAUUAAACACGUAGAGAGUCGAGGAACAAUGCUUGAACCGCCUCAGAGGUCAAGUUUGUGGCGUGUUCGACCUUGGAAAAAGGAUAAAACGAUUCCUAAAAAUUUAGAGGAUUAUGGUUUGAAUUGUGGUGGAUUCUGGCGGCUGCAUGGAAUAAAUAAAGGCCAGUGUGGCGUUUGCGGAGAUCCGCAUGAUGCUGUGUCCCGCCAAAAUGAGUCUGGUGGAAAAUAUGCAAAUGGAAUAAUAGUGCGCAGAUACAGACAACACAGGAAGUUUAUAAAUAUAACACUCGAUAUUACUUCAAAUAUUGGUGGCCAUUUUGAAUUUCGAUUAUGUCCGCAUAAUAAUGUGACUAAAGUUGUUACUCAAGAAUGUUUAGAUAGGAAUAGAUUAACAAUAGAAGGUCAUGGACUUAAGUUUAUCCCAACAGAUGAAAGAAAAUACAAGUUAGCUUUAGUGAUGCCAGAUAAUAUUACGUGCAAGCAAUGCGUGCUACAAUGGAAAUGGCGCGGAGCAUAUAACUGGGGAAGAUGUGAUGAUGGAUAUCAAGAUGUCGGAUGUGGAAAUCAAGAAGAAUAUUACAAUUGUGCUGAUAUAGCAAUUCUGCCUUCAAAGAGAGGAAAACCUCCGAAAAUACCGAAACCUAUAAAAAAUGUAACAAUAAUCGAUGGACCGACUGAACACUGGAAUACUAUUAUAAAUAAAGAUAUUGUUAGGGAUGAAACAAAAACUAUACAGCCUUCUAGAAAUGUCAAAACAAUAACAAUGAGUAAAGAUGUCAAUGACAUUAAAACUAUAGAUAACAUUCUCGACCAAUCAAACAUCGUUACUUCCAAAAAUACAGAUGAUGUCACAUCCGGAAUUCCUGUAUAUUUGUAUAAACCGGAAGUUAACACCAUUCUCCCUCCAAUAGAUGUAACAAUGAUUCCUACUACGGUUCCCACUUGGAUAGAUACAAUUCUUACCGAUUUAGGAAAACCAGAUCCCGCCCUUCCACCUAUUGUCGUAGGCAACUUGAAUGAUUUUACUAAAGGUGUUAUAUCCGAGCCACUUUUACCGGAUAUUAAGAGCAAUAUAUUUGACAUCACAUCUCCAAAUGGUAUAUCUGGUGUGAGGCAAGACUUGGUUCAGUCCCCUGGUAAUACUAUCUUCAACAGAGCGCAGUGGAUAGCAGGUACUUUAUCGCCACCUCCUUCCGGCUUAGGAGCUUUGAAUGCUUCCGGUGGUGGGAAAACGACGCUUAUAAACACUGCUAAUACUAAUCAAUCAAUGCUUACAAUGCAUAAUAAAACUAUGCUUAAUGCUACAGAAAACUCCCUUGGAAUUCCUGUGACUAUGGAAGAUACUACACUUGACCCUUUAAGUAUUAACAGGAACAUGAAUAUGUUGAGAGACAUGUUUUAUGGUGCAAUGGCUUCUGGGGCCGAUGUUGAUUUAGAUACUCUGUUGCCGCUGCAAUUUUUCCCUUUUGAUGUCUUUUCACGCAAUACACAGUCAUUUGGAGAUCUAACCGACCAGUUUCUACAAAGCGUGUAUGCUCUUAACAGUCAGAAACAAGCUAAUGCUUCUAAUGAGAUGAGAAAUAACGAAUUAAACAUGAAGCAAACAAAUGUUAACUCUAAUACUUCUACAGUCAGAAUUGAAAACAGCAUAAAUGUAACGCCAAAACCAACCUCCACAAUGGUAAAAGUUCCUGAAACAUUAACCGACAAGCCAAACAACAAUAACGUCUCUGUGUCACAAUUAAAAGACAUAUCUGUGCAAACAGAUAUCACAACUGUUAAUACUCCGGUCUUAAACCAGCCGAUAAUUGACCCUCCGACAACCAAAUAUAUGAGCAUAAAUGUCAUGCAUUCAACAACAGCAAGUCCUAUGAUACACCAACAGCUGAUUGACCCUCCAACUACUGCUGGUCAGAUUGUAGAUUUCAUGCCACAAACGACAACCAAUGCAUGGCAUGAAGCUCUGUUAAGAAUGAACACUUUACUAAAUAAUCUUAACAGUCAAUUGGAUACGAUGGCAUACGAUCCAAAUGGUGGAAUUCAACACAUCAAUAAUUUAAUGAAUGAAUUGCACCAUAAAACAUCUGUUGGGGCAACAGGAGAAAUAACCAACCAGUCUCAUAGAGGAACCGGAAGUCCAAUAGCAUUACCACUUGUUAGCGGUAAUGGACAAGGUUUGGUGGCUCAAAAUGCUUUACAAAAAGAUGGCAUUGUAGUUUCUGAUGUAGGUAGUUUACGUAUGCAAAACCCUGGAGUCCUAUAUGUUGAACGUCCUUCAAAAGAUAUAGCAUCGUCAUGGGAUAAAUUGUCACAAGUGCCAUUAGGAUUUGUAGAUAAUACAAUAAAUCAGAAUAUAAAUGUUCAACUAAAUAAGAUACCCGGAAGUCAGGGAAAUAAACCAAUUGUUAUUUCAGAUCCGAAAACAAACUUUUCGUUUAAGAGAUUAGAUGCUAGAAAUGUUGAUGUUCUAGGAAUAGCAGUUGAUGCUCCAACGGUUGCCAAUGAAAAUUCUAUUAUGAGCCAACCUAAGAUUAACGUAUUGAAUUCACCAGAAAUAUUUCGAAAACAGAAUUUUGUUGUCAGUGAACCUAGAAACCAACCAAUGUCAGAUGUUGCCUUGCCUAAAUUAAACAAAAGAGACGCAGAAGAACCUAACUCAAAUAAUAUCCCAGUAAAUGUUAAAUUAGUCGGAGGCACAAGCACACAAGAUAAAAUUGUAAAUGCGCGAAUUCUUGACCGAUUGUUAAAGGGAUUGGACAGUGGUAUUGGAAUUUCCAAUACAGUGCAUGCGCAAAAUACACAAGGAGUUAAUAAAAAUGCAUCACCUGACAUCAAAACUUCAUUUACAGCUGACAACAGUAUUAAUUCAACCGGAACUAGAUCUAACCCUUUGGAAUCGAUGUAUAAAAAGAAGCAAUCGAACAAAUCAAACAGCGUCAAUGUCUGGAAGCAAUUCUCCAAAAAAUUAAAUCCAACAGAAAUAUCGAAUUACAUAAAUUCAGCUUUAAACCCUACACAGAAAAAUGGCAAGUCAAAACAGUUUAAUGUUUGGAACCUGGUCAAUAAAAAAAAUCAACCAAUAUCACCUACUGUAAACACUUAUUCUGUGGAUUCGUCGUUUGAUUCAAUAAUCAAUAAUGGCUUAUGGGUUUAUCCUGAAACCACUCCGGGAAAAAGAACAACACCAAGUCCAAUUUUAGGAGGGGUGACGAACAGUAUGUUGGACCUCAUGUCAGGUUUAUGGAACUCUCAAACCACUGCUUAUCCUUUGUAUCAAGCAAAUACAAUUGUUUGAAUUGGUUUACCCUCAGAAAAAGUUAACUACCUUUUUUUCUAUUUCAUUUAACAUCAACAUUUCUUUCAGUAAGUAAACUGUUGUUUAGCUUAUAUUAUUGUUAUAUUUCUCUACUUAUUUACUUCAUAAAAAAAAUAGUUUAAAUUCAUACUACUUUUUUUCUAGUUUAUUUAACAUCAACAUUUCUUUCAGUUGUUUAGCUUAUACUAUUGUUAUAUUUCUCUCCUUAUUAACUUUAUAAAAAAUAGUUUAAAUUUAUACAGCAAUAGUUUGUUUUUCUCCUUUUAAUUAAUACAAAAACCAAUGUAAGUGAUCUUGAAUUAUAUUGGUUAAGGCAGAAGGAUGUUUUGAAUAGAAAGAAAAAAUGUAAAUCCAGCUGUAUAAUACUGUGGAUUCAUUUAUUUUCGUGGGUAUCAAUUUUCGUGGAUUACUGAAAAUAUGCAUUUUUAUGGAUAUCUAAUUUCGUGGUUUUGCAAAUCUCUAUAAAAGCCUAUUGAAAAUAUAUAAUUUGUUGAACAUUUGAAUUUGUGGUUUACCUGUACCCACGAAACCCACGAAAAUUGGUCUCUAACGAAUAAUAAUGAAUCCACAGUGGUACAAUAUUGCAAUUAUUAAGAAAAAACAUUUGACAUAAUCACAAAACCAAUAACAUUUAUUAUGUAUACAAGUUUAUAUUUACGAUAUAUGACUUAUUAUGUAUCGAAAUACUUGCUAAACAUUUUUUAUAUUAAAAGAUGGCGUUAAUUUA
Molecule: messenger RNA, 4292 nt
Organism: Mytilus trossulus (common blue mussel)
Lineage: Eukaryota; Metazoa; Mollusca; Bivalvia; Mytilida; Mytilidae
Exons: 4
Coding region: 185-3544 (1119 amino acids)
Source: RefSeq, a predicted model, not a curated record